GCGGCCCGCCGUCCCAGACGCGGGAAGGGCUCGGCCGGUUUCGAGUCGCUCGCCUGCAGCUUCCCUGUGGUUUCCCGAGGCCUCCUUGCUUCCCGCUCUCCGAGGAGCGUUUCAUCCGAAGGCGGGACGAUGCCGGAUAAUCGGCAGCCUAGGAACCGGCAGCCAAGUAUCCGCUCCGGGAACGAGCCUCGUUCCGCACCCGCCAUGGAACCGGAUGGUCGCGGUGCCUGGGCCCACAGUCGCGCCGCGCUCGACCGCCUGGAGAAGCUGCUGCGCUGCUCGCGUUGCACUGACAUUCUGAGACAGCCUGUUUGCUUAGGAGGAUGUGAGCACAUCUUCUGUAGUAAUUGUGUAAGUGACUGCAUUGGAACUGGAUGUCCAGUGUGUUACACUCCGGCCUGGAUACAAGACGUGAAAAUAAAUAGACAACUGGACAGCAUGAUUCAACUUUGUAGUAAGCUUCGAAAUUUGCUACAUGACAAUAAGCUCUCAGAUUUGAAAGAAGAUAAACCUAGGAAAAGUUUGUUUAAUGAUGCAGAAAACAAGAAGAAUUCAAUUAAAAUGUGGUUUAGCCCUCGAAGUAAGAAAGUCAGAUAUGUUGUGAGUAAAGCUUCAGUGCAAACCCAGCCUGCAAUAAAAAAAGAUGCAAGUGCUCAGCAAGACUCGUAUGAAUUUGUUUCCCCAAGUCCUCCUGCAGAUGUUUCUGAGAGGGCUAAAAAGGCUUCUGCAAGAUCUGGAAAAAAGCAAAAAAAGAAAACUUUAGCUGAAAUCAACCAAAAAUGGAAUUUAGAGGCAGAAAAAGAAGAUGGUGAAUUUGACUCCAAAGAGGAAUCUAAGCAAAAGCUGGUAUCCUUCUGUAGCCAACCAUCCGUUAUCUCCAGUCCUCAGAUAAAUGGUGAAAUAGACUUACUAGCAAGUGGCUCCUUGACAGAAUCUGAAUGUUUUGGAAGUUUAACUGAAGUCUCUUUACCAUUGGCUGAGCAAAUAGAGUCUCCAGACACUAAGAGCAGGAAUGAAGUAGUGACUCCUGAGAAGGUCUGCAAAAAUUAUCUGACAUCUAAGACAUCUUUGCCAUUAGAAAAUAAUGGAAAACGUGGCCAUCACAAUAGACUUUCCAGUCCCAUUUCUAAGAGAUGUAGAACCAGCAUUCGGAGCACCAGUGGAGAUUUUGUUAAGCAAACGGUGCCCUCAGAAAAUAUACCAUUGCCUGAAUGUUCUUCACCACCUUCAUGCAAACGUAAAGUUGGUGGUACCUCAGGGAGGAAAAACAGUAACAUGUCCGAUGAGUUCGUUAGUCUUUCACCAGGUACACCACCUUCUACAUUAAAUAGUUCAAGUUACAGGCGAGUGAUGUCUAGUCCCUCAGCAAUGAAGCUGUUGCCCAAUAUGGCUGUGAAAAGAAAUCAUAGAGGAGAGACUUUGCUCCAUAUUGCUUCUAUUAAGGGCGACAUACCUUCUGUUGAAUACCUUUUACAAAAUGGAAGUGAUCCAAAUGUUAAAGACCAUGCUGGAUGGACACCAUUGCAUGAAGCUUGCAAUCAUGGGCACCUGAAGGUAGUGGAAUUAUUGCUCCAGCAUAAGGCAUUGGUGAACACCACCGGGUAUCAAAAUGACUCACCACUUCACGAUGCAGCCAAGAAUGGGCACAUGGAUAUAGUCAAACUGUUACUUUCCUAUGGAGCCUCCAGAAAUGCUGUUAACAUAUUUGGUCUGCGGCCUGUGGAUUAUACAGAUGAUGAAAGUAUGAAAUCGCUAUUGCUGCUACCAGAGAAGAAUGAAUCAUCCUCAACUAGCCAUUGCUCGGUAAUGAACACUGGGCAGCGUAGGGAUGGACCUCUUGUACUUAUAGGCAGUGGGCUGUCUUCAGAACAACAGAAAAUGCUCAGUGAGCUUGCAGCAAUUCUUAAGGCUAAAAAAUGUACUGAGUUUGACAGUACAGUAACUCAUGUUGUUGUUCCUGGUGAUGCAGUUCAAAGUACCUUGAAGUGUAUGCUUGGGAUUCUCAAUGGAUGCUGGAUUCUAAAAUUUGAAUGGGUAAAAGCAUGUCUCCGAAGAAAAGUAUGUGAACAGGAAGAAAAGUAUGAAAUUCCUGAAGGUCCACACAGAAGCAGGCUCAACAGAGAACAGCUGUUGCCAAAACUUUUUGAUGGAUGCUACUUCUAUUUGGGGGGAACCUUCAAACACCAUCCAAAGGACAACCUUAUUAAGCUCGUCACUGCAGGUGGGGGCCAGAUCCUCAGUAGAAAGCCCAAGCCAGACAGUGACGUGACUCAGACCAUCAAUACAGUCGCAUACCAUGCAAGACCCGAUUCUGAUCAGCGCUUCUGCACACAGUAUAUCAUCUAUGAAGAUUUGUCUAAUUAUCACCCAGAGAGGGUUCGGCAGGGCAAAGUCUGGAAGGCUCCUUCGAGCUGGUUUAUAGACUGUGUGAUGUCCUUUGAGUUGCUUCCUCUUGACAGCUGAAUAUUAUACCAGGUGAACAUUUCAAAUUGAACUUGCACAGUUUGUGAGAGCCCAGUCAUUGUACUGUUUUUAAUUGUUCACAUUUUCACAAAUAGGUAGAGUCAUUCAUAUUUGUCUUUGAAUCAAAAAAAAAAAAAAAGUCGAAUGCCAGAUUACUAAUUCAUGGUGUGUUUGCCAUUUAGAUGCUGGGAUUGCUUUUAAAGCUUUUUCUUUUUAAAAUUAGCAUGUUUUUUGAUUCAUCAUGUCUUUCUAUUCAGAUUAUUGGGUAUCAAAGAUUAAUGAGAGGACACCAGAAUCUUGGUUAAAUAGACAAGUGGUAUCAUUUCUGUUUGAGUCUUUUAAUAUUCUUUAAUAAAAUCCAUACCUGCCACCAGUGAAAAAACUUGCCAUUUUUUUUUUUUUUUAAGUAAGGAGAAUAUUAUCAAACAAUUUAUUUUGGCUUUAUUGAAAAAAGAGUAUCUGGUUUAAAUGUGCCACCAUAGGUGUUAAAUUCUCCCAUCUGCAAUUGUCUUUAUCCUAUAUUGUGUUUAUUUCUUUUCCUAUAAUUUACUUUGUUGUCUGUUUCUAUACUUUUAUCCCUGUUUUUUAUCUUGUAUAUUCAUCAGGAAAUCGUGAUUUAAUCCUUAACAUUGGUGUUUUUGUGUGUGGGGUAAAAAUCAACACUAGGCUCAUGGUACAUAUUUUUAUUCUGUACAUUUGCUUAUAACUAUCAAUUUAUAACUCUGUUUAUCUGCUACAUAUGUAUAUAUACUUAGAGCAUUUUCUCUAACACAUUUUAAUGUUAAUAUUUUUUAAAAGGUCUGACCAGUCUAACAAAUUGUCAGUCUAACAUCAUUACUUUAAAUUAAGAAGCAGUCUUCUUCUGGUAAACCUCGUUGGUAUUUGUAAAAUAAUUUUGAAGGUCUUAAUUUCUUCCUUUGUAAAAGGAAAAGUUUUUUUUUAAAGUUUUUAGGUUGGCAUGGAGGCAGAAGUUGGUGAUUACUUGAUUUACAACAGAUUUUUUUCCAGAUCAUACAAAAGGCCAUACAGUAAGUAUAGAAGUAGGCAUGGGGAGGGCUUACUUAUAUCAAAUAGGCAAGGCCUCAGUGAGUGGGCAGGAUACCACCUGAGAGUGGCCAGACCUGGGGAGGUUACUCUGCUCUGGGUGCUCUUAUUCACGAAUCAACAAGGAUACAUUAGAUUAUUUUGAAACAUUUUUUUAAGAAGCAGAAUUAUUUAAUAAUUCCUUCCUGGACAUUGAAUAUACUUAUAAAAUUAAAGACUUGGGGAAGGAGACACUGAGAGUCCUGCCAGUUUGGUUCCUCAUGAACAAAAGAGGACAGUUUGAUAACUACCAGAAUAGAAUAUCCCUAGUUUUAAAAUACUGGGAAUCUCUGAAGUUCAUCAACAUCUUAAGAUGCACUUACUUGAAAGUUUGAGAUUCUGUUUGUCAUUUGAAAAUACGUUUUGCUCUAAUUCUUUGACAUGUUGUUUUUUCAUAUCAAGAAAUAUAUGAACAAAAUAAUAACCUUUUGACCCUGACCUUGCUGGGUGAAUUAGCUCUGAAACACUCUCUGCAACCAGUAAUGCAUUUGUCCCACAUUUCAUUCUGAUAGAAAGUGAUGAACACCAUUGCACCAAACAAAAAUCCGAGGGGUUAGGUAAUGUCUGGAUUAAAUAAUUUAAGACUCUCCGGGGUUUUGGUUGUCAUUUUUUAUAAUGGACUUUAAGUCACUUUCUGUUGCUUCAUAGGUCACAUUUUAGACAGGUUUGUGUCUGUUCCUUGCAUCUGAAUUUCUGUUUGUAAAGACACUUUUGAGGUCUCUUGCUCAGUUUUUGUCAUUCAUUUUCUUGGUUUAUCACCCUUCCCUUUUUGUUGUUUUUCCCUGACUGUUAAGCAGUUUCAUCUUUGCUUUUGUUAAAUAUUUGACAGCAGUUAGUUUGUGUUAAGCUCUUGAAACUUUCGAUUGUACUUUCUGUGUAGAUAUACAUGUAAUUAUUUUUUAUUUCUCAAUCAUAGAUUCAAGCUUCCUUCUUUUUUACCACAAAUCAUUAAAGUUAUUUGUGUUUCCAUAUAUCUGUGUCUUGUAUAAAAUUGGCUUAUUCUGUGCUGUUGAAUGAGGCUCAACAUGACUUGGUGAGGAAAUCUAUUAACUAACAAAAGCUUAUCUUUUUGAACAUAACGCUUUUUAAUUAAUUUUGAAUAAAAAUAUUUCUAAAGUGUACUAAGUACUUUAUUACCUUAGAUUAUUCUGAAUACAGUAUAACUUUGAUAGUUUGGAAUCAUCAUUAAGAAACAAUUACACACUGAUUCCUUUGUGUCUCUAUAAAAAUGAGAGGCUGGUAGCUUUUCCACAUUCUCAUGGCUAUUUUCUAGUUCUACUUGAAUUUGUAGCUGUUUCCCUUUUUCCUUGACAGCCGCCACUUUGUAGCUAUUUUUCUGUCUCUGCUAAUACUUUACUAUAUCUAACUUAAUUUUUUUUUCUUUUGACUUGCUGAAAAAUAGAAACCAGAUGGGAAGUAUAUUAAAAUUAUGAUUGAAAUAAGGGUAAAUGAGCAAUGUGUGAGGGUUUUCACUGACUUCACCUAAGAGGUAGUUUAGCUACUUGAAUUUUAGUAAAUAGAAUUUUUCCUUUAUUUCAUUGGUCCCCCCCUUUUUUUUUUUUUGCACCUGCUUUGUAAAUUUAAUAGUUAAGUGACCUCUGCCUAGAGGAUGAUAUUUGGGGAGGUUUGAUGUUUCCUGUGGGAAUAAGACGUUUCACAGGUGAGAGUGGGGCCACAUUACCUAUUAUUGUUUCUAUGGGUCAGUGUGGAAAAUGCAUUAAUUAUAUUCUAAACGUUCAUGGACCUCAUUACAGUCACAAUUGUCUAUUCUGUUUCCUACCCUGAACACAUUAAAAUGGUAGGAACUAAUGCUUGUCUUAUUUAAUUACUAAAAGCCACCAUUUUCUUUGAAGAUAGAUUGAGCUACAAAUUGUAAACUUCAUGUAUGUCUUUAUAAGUCAACCCUUUUCAAAGAUAUGCACAUCAAACUAAAUAAAUGAAUAAAUAAAUAACUACUGAGAAGUUG
Messenger RNA from Nomascus leucogenys (northern white-cheeked gibbon), 5512 nucleotides. It is a transcript of the gene BARD1, whose product is annotated as BRCA1 associated RING domain 1. NCBI's taxonomy places the organism in Eukaryota, Metazoa, Chordata, Mammalia, Primates, Hylobatidae. The record is from RefSeq and is a predicted model, not a curated record. Gene Ontology annotation, molecular function: protein binding.